This is a messenger RNA of Solea solea (common sole), 5712 nucleotides long. RefSeq names its product Kruppel like factor 12b (gene klf12b). Gene Ontology annotation, biological process: regulation of transcription by RNA polymerase II. Gene Ontology annotation, molecular function: RNA polymerase II cis-regulatory region sequence-specific DNA binding; DNA-binding transcription factor activity, RNA polymerase II-specific. The transcript is spliced from 6 exons. NCBI's taxonomy places the organism in Eukaryota, Metazoa, Chordata, Actinopteri, Pleuronectiformes, Soleidae. The record is from RefSeq and is a predicted model, not a curated record. The coding region runs from base 257 to 1351 and encodes 364 amino acids.
AACAGUUCUCUGUGCGCUCCCAUUCAUUUCCUGAGAACUGCCUAAGCUGAGCAGCUGAGAGGCAGAAGGGGAGGGUGCUGAUCACUCACACACUCACACACACACACACUCACACACACUCACACACAUACAUACAGUACAUACACGCACAGUGAGAGGAGAGAAGAGGGAGAGGAGGCGAGGAGACAGAGAGGGAAACACUGUCCUAUAGUCUCCACGGCUCUGCAGCUUCUGACAAGGCAGCCUCAGAAACAGGAUGUUAAUGCUUGACGGAAUGCCUGCAGUCCGAGUCAAAGCUGAGCCCCUGGAAUCGGAACAAGGGUCACCUAAAGUGCGCCCUUAUUCUGCGAUGGACGGCGUCCCUUUCUUCCUCAGCAGAGUUAAACAGGAAGCUCCCGAUGACCUGCUCGCUCACAACCUGCACUUCCACACGCAGACCGAGCCUGUUGACCUGUCAAUCAACAAAUCCCGGCCCACCUCCUCAUCCACCACCCCCACCACUACAAACUUAUCAUCAUCCCCUCUCAGAUCCGCCUUCUCCCCGUCGUCUUUAUCGUCGUCAUCGUCCUCCUCCUCUUCCUCCUCUCCAUCAGUUAUCACCUCAGCCUCAUCGGUGCUCACACCAGGCCCUCUUGUUGCCCCUGGCGCCGGGGUGAGAGGUCAGCCAUAUUUGCACAUCCUGCACUCUGUGCCGCCGCCUCCAUCCAGCCCUCUGAGCCUGCAGGGAGCCGGGAAGCUGGGCAGCCAUGUUCACCGCAUUCCGGUCGUGGUACAGUCGCUGCCCCUCAUGUACACCACUGCGGUUCGAUCACCCUCAAGCCUCAACAAUGCCAUCGUGCUACCUCUGCUGGACGAGUACAAGAGCCAGGGCAAAGCACACACAGACCCCAAUGGCCUGUCGCCAAGGCAGAUCAAAAGUGACAGUGAUGACGACGACCUGCCAAACGUGACCUUGGACAGUGUUAAUGAGACCGGCUCCACUGCGCUGUCUAUAGCCCGCGCUGUACAAGAUUCCAUGUCCCCGUUCAGUAUUGACAGUAUACGGCGCCCCCGGAGGUCAGAGUCACCAGAUUCCAAAAAGAGAAGAAUCCACAGAUGUGACUUUGAGGGCUGCAAUAAGGUGUACACCAAAAGCUCCCAUUUAAAAGCACACAGAAGGACGCAUACAGGGGAAAAGCCAUACAAAUGCACUUGGGACGGCUGCACGUGGAAGUUUGCCCGCUCUGACGAGCUGACGAGGCAUUACAGAAAACACACGGGGGUCAAGCCUUUCAAGUGCGCAGACUGUGACCGCAGCUUCUCCAGAUCUGACCACUUGGCUCUGCACCGGCGGAGACAUAUGCUGGUGUGAAACGGACGGAGAGCGAUAAAGAGAAGGAGCAGGAGGCAGAGAUGAGAGAUCAAUGGGGGGCACACACAUGCAUACAUGCACGCACAUAUACCACAAUAGCAGCCAGGGGAGCGGGAUCUCCCUGUGAAUGUUUUUCAGCUGGCCUGGAUGCACACACUCACACUCAAACGCACACACACACGCACACACAGACACACACACACACACAAACAUACUCUUAUCAGUCUGAAGGAGAGGAGACAUGGAGGAGCACAGAGCUUGUGGAGCGCAAAACAGGGUCACUUCUGGAUCCUCUCUGGGUUGGAAGGAAUAGACGGCAGGAUCUUUUAUUGUCAUUGGAAUAUAAUAGGGAACUGUCUUUUACAGUACUGUUCACAAAUGUUUCAUUUUGAUUUUUGAAAUGAACUCGCACUCUUCAUUUGGACAAAAAAAAGGUAUAAAAAUGCAAUCGCAACUGUUUCCUCUUUUUUUUUAUUUUUGCCAUUUUUUCUUUUCAAUAUUAUCCAUAUUGCUGCUUUUCUCAGCAUUCAUAAUGUGAAAGACCCCUAUUGAAUGGAAUGGAUUUACUGUGUGAGCAGAACUGUUAGGCCUGGACUGGAUUACAGCAAAGGAUGUGGGCUUCAUUUGGAGUUACAGGCAGUAUUUUGUCAAGCCUCCCUCCAAGUCUAAUUUAUGACCAGCAGAGGGCGCCAUUUAAUCACGGAUGAUUUGCCAGCUGGAGUCUGCUGCUCUGUCAGAGGCGUCCCACAGAAAAAGCUACAAACUCUGGACUUUCAGUGUUCCCAUUGCCAGCAAACCAUAAAAAAAACACCACCUCUCCGGAUCAACCUCAUCAGCACCUCCACUGUUUCUGAAACUCAUUGCUUUAUUCCAGUCAGUGGAAAAAUGACAUUGCAUUUCAUCCCACCAGCAAAAAAAAACCCCCACAUCAUUUCUGAUUUACAGGGUCAGAUUACCCAGAUAACACCAGUGCUAUUCUUUACAUUGAGCCUCUUAAAGUCUUUUGGUUGAUUUUGUGCUGUGAUUAGCAAUCAGUAAAAGUGCAAUCUUGAAGGAUUUCAGUAUCACAACAUUGUUGUUUUUUGAUUAAAUCUUGCUGAUGACUGCUUAUGUCUGAAAAAUACAACCCCUCAUGUACAGUUCACUUUGAAACAAUCAGAGGAGAUUUUCCAGUAUGUGAAGAGACACAUAAUAGAGGCACCUUACAGUCUCACGCUUUCCUUCUGUUUUUAAUAUUUAGCUCUGGUUUUCUCGACUGGGCUCCACAGUGAAAGGAAUUUGUGUUGGUGGUUUUUGCACAGCAGCACUUGACCAUAAGCUGACAUUGACACCAGCUACAGUGUUACACAGAUCGCGUGGUACCUGAUGUACAAUACAGAAGAGCAAUACAUUCUGAACAAAGCGAUAGGACGGAGUGUCAACCUCCUAUUCGAUCUGUUUGCUAAUGUCAGUAUCCAAGGAGAAGUUUCUAGAUGGGUCAGCCCCUCGUUCUGUAUCAUGACACCCCCGUGUUACCGAUUGGUUUGUAGCUCCAGCACAAGACUCUAAUCUUACGUGUCUUAGUUAAUGAGUUCCUUUAUUUCCUCUUAUUAUAUUUUGUUUGUCUCAAACAAACUUGAAGAGUUAUCACCUCAUAUGUUAUUAUCUUAUUUGCCUGCGAUUUGGCUGUGGUUGUUGUAAAAUGCUGAAAGAAAAAGGAAAAAAGAAGUAAGAAUCACACAUGCAUUCACCUACACACACACACACAGAAAUAUUACACAUACAUGUACCAUAUGAUGCAUGUGCAGUAGGGCUUCACUUUUAAUGCAGUUACUGGCAAAUAUAUCCACGGAGAACAUCACUUAACCUUUAUCAGGUAGCCUAAUUUUUAUUGUUUUAAUGCUCAUAAUAGGAGACAUUUGUGCAGGUGUUUCCAAUGUUGUUACGCUGAGGAAGAGCCGCAGACAUAAACUUGAGAUAUCAAGCCAGCUCAUAUUAUUUCAUAGUGCUGCUAAAUGUAUUUAUUGGACCGAAGCCAGUAAAAGGAAGUGGUAACUUUUCUGAUAUUGCACCUUGAAAACCGUGCACUUACAUAACACGUCUCACACACACACACACAGGUUUGCACAGCAAUUCUUCUUAGGACACUGCAUUGACUUCCAUUCCUUUGGACAGCCUAAACAAAAUGUUGUCCCUAACCUUAACCACAACCAGUUAAUGCCCAUCCCUAACCUUAACUUAACUACAAUUAAUAUCUUAGCCCUAAACUUGCGAGGCUCUGCUUCGUUAGGACCAGUUUUUGGUCACCAUGGCGACGACUGGUCCUGACAAGGUCAGCGUUUAUGCCAGGGAAGGUCCUAAACAGGUAACACAUACAAGUAUACACACAUUACACACAAAUACACACAUGCAUUGGACGUCCUGAACUUCAGUAAAGUAGCCAAAUCCAGGAGGUCAUUUCCACACAUUCACCCAAUGUAUGUGACUCCCCCGUGAUGUAAUGGAGAAUGAAAGUGUAUCUUGUCAUUAUUUAUGCAUAUUGUUUGUGCACAGCGUCAUUAUGCCCAGUUGUAUUAACAUUUUGGCAAAAAAAAAAAAAAAAAGCAUAUCAGCACCUUGUUUGUUUCGUAUGAUUUUCAAAUGAUUUUAUUUCAGAUGUCGAUUUAUAAACAAAGUAAUCAUCUUCAUAUUAUAUAUAUAUAUCAUCCAUAUAAUGUAUGAGAUCUGUUGAUGACUGAGGGGCACUUCAUCAUUGCAUAUAACUCUUUUUCUUCUGUAAAAAGGAUCUUUUGAAAUGUUGUAAUAUAUGUGAUAGUGAAGACGGAAAAUUAUUGAUUACAAAGUUCUACAUCCUGUAUAUACAUUGGAAAAAUAGGGCUUUUGAUUAGUAGAUGCAGGAAAUACAUUUAUACAUGUAAAGUCUUUUUCCAGAGACUGUAAUUUAUCUAAUUUGGUAUACAGUGAAAUGGGGCUAAUGGAAUUCAUCAUGUAAAUGAUCAUAUGUGGUGUUAUAUAACUUUUUUUUUGUCUUGUUUUGCGGUUAAAAAGUUCAUGAUCAAAUAAUUUUAUUCCCAAGGCUGAAUCAGUGUUUGCUAUAAUCAACAAAUUAUUUAUAUACAAUGACCGUAUUAAGGUACUCGAUUCCCUGUGUUCUUAUUUUGCCAUACCUUUGACAAAAAAAAUCUUUAUUGAUCAAGCACAUAUCAACAACACAUGUACUCUACUAAACAGUAUAUGACGUUGCAUGCCUUAAUACACCCGUUUUUAAACAAAUUCAAUUAGACUUGAAGUCAGUGUCUCCACAGGACAGGGUGAAUUGUAUUUCCCUUCAGCCUCUCUUUCCUCAUUUUAAAGCAUAAUUUUGUAACGGUAACCAGGGUCAAAGUUAUGCAAUAAUAAAGAAUAGUGCCUCAUAUCACAAACGUGUAAUAUCGACUGCUCUGUGCAGGGUUUCGAUUUCCAUUAUGUGUGCUCAAAUUAAUACAUUUCAAGGGAGAAAUCCCGAAUUCUUGGAGAGAGGUGGCGGGGGAAAAAAAAGCACAGACAACGUUAUGCAAGUCGGACCUCUAACGUUUAACUUUGUUUUCGCACUGAGCCUUACACCGUUGUGUCAAAUGCAGCAUCCUCCCAUAACACAUUCACAGGCUGUUUAUAGCUCGCAUUAUCACUUUGCUUGCAAUAAGUCCUUUCCUCUACGGGAACAAAACUGAGUGACAAAGGCCUCUUGAUGUUUCAGCUUCAGCACAUUCAUGCAACAGAGCGAUUCCAUUAAAAGAUAAUGAGGGAUCGUACUCGCAGGACAAAAUCCUGUGGCUGCGAUUCCAGCUGUAGAGUGAUGCCUUUGUUUAUGAAUAAUGAUCUUACACUUUCUAUCAGUUCAAUAUCUAUUUUUACUUUCUGUGUAACAUCUGCUUUUGAUUUCCUGGUUUUAAAAUUUCUAAGUAGUGAAGCCAAUGCCUAUGUUUCAAGUUUGCGGAUAUUACGUACAGUAAUCGUUGUUCCUGUAUUUAUGUAAAGUGAGUGUAGUGUAUAUAUAUUCAGAUCUUUUUUUUCAUUCUUACUGUUUAAAAGAAUUGUGAUAUUGCUCAGCAUCGCUUCAAAAGGGAGAUCUUGCUCAUGGAAUUCCACAACUGUAAAAGAAAUUUUUACUCCUGAUAUUUUUCAAAACUUCAAGAACAGGUUGUCCUCUUUUUUUUUUCUUUUUUUUCGGUUAUGCUUUUCUUUUCUGUAAGAGUUGUUUAAGUAUCCAGUCAGUGUUUUUGCCUUUUUCUCUGUAUUUUUCAUAUGGAUGGAGCUGUGAAAUUAAAAAUAAGUUCAAACAUAUACAUGUAUAUUAAUAUGAAUGGAGGCAUGAAGGUUAAUAAAGUUGCAUUUUGUAUGUA